UUCACCUGUCUCAAUAACGUAGUCCAUUCUGGAGAAUAAGCUGAGAGAGAGUCAGAGACAGUGCAUUAGGGUAGAGAAAGAGGCUGUGCCAGAGGAACAGAACUGAGCCAUAGGAAGAGAGAGAGAGAGAGAGAGAGGGAGUAUCAUAGAGGGUGUGCCAGAGAAAGAGAGACAGAGAGCGAGCUUGAGUUAUCGAGUUAGAUAUUUAGAGACAUAAAGAGAGAGAGCACAACGGACUACCCCGCAAAACCUCUGCAAUAUUGCAGAGUUGUCAUUUAUUGAUAAUCGUAACCCUGAGAGCAACAGAUCUCACCCUGAGACCUGCACCAUGACAGCACUCACCCAGACUCUCUCAGUUUCCAUCCACCUUCUCCUCAGUCUCCUCACCGUCUGCACUGCCUACAGGCCGACCUACAUUAUUACAGCACCGAAGACUGUCUACCACAGAGAUAACAUGACGUUCACAGUGUGUCCAUUCCUGGACAGUCAACUCCCUCUCAGAGUAACAGUUCAAAUCAGCACGAGCAAACAGAAUCUGAGCAGUGCUGAAGGCACCUUCGCCCAAGGUUCUAUGGGAAAAUUGGUUCUCCCAACAGAGGGAUUACCAGAAAACUACUAUGAAUUGGUAGUCCAAGGCUACUCAGAGGAAAGACUGCUGUUUACCAACUCAAGCUCUGUGAGGAUUGUGAAGGAACCUGUCUCCAUCUUGAUCCAGACAGACAAGGCUAUAUACAAACCAGGGCAGACAGUGAAGAUUCGAGCCAUCUCUAUCUACCCUGACCUGAAACCGUAUAUGGGCAAAAUAAGUAUCAUCAUUCGUGGUGUUCAAAAGGAAAAGAUUUUCACAGUUUCUGAGUACGUGUUGUCUCGCUUUGAGGUUUUAAUCAACACAUCAUCUGUGUAUCUUCCACUUGAUGACAUGGACCUAACCGGUACUGUCACUGGACGAUACCUGUAUGGGAAACCCGUCAAAGGGAAUGUGACGGUUAGCAUCUCCUUCCCGUUCUUCUUACAGAUGACAAACAAAACUUUUGAGACAAAUGGGACUGUCCAUUUCAGUUUUGCUGCUGCUGAACUUCAGGAAAUCUUUCUGAAGAUGUAUGGAAUGUUUCAGGAAGGAGAGGGUGCAUUCCCUGCAAACCAGUCGCUCCUAUCACUGAUAGAGAAUUCGCUGCGUUAUUACAAGGGCCACAAUUUCCCACUGACAAUCAAAGCUGCAGUGACAGAAUCACAGACGGGAGUGACUCAAUCCACAGACGUAAAUGUCACUGUUUCUUUCACGAAAUACCAGCUGCAGACUCUCAGCUAUCAGAAAAUACUAAAGCCUCCACUCAACUUCACAGCCAGGGUGCAUGUGACACGUGUCGAUCACAGGAAACUGACACUGCAAGAUAGAGCAAACAUUCUCAUUGUCCAAGUAUCAGAGACCCAAAGACACCCAGCUGUAAAUUCAACACUCACCAGCAACCCAUUGGAACGUGUUGAUAUCGCCAGGGAUUUAUGGGAGACAUCCAAACGCAUCAUCAAUGUCACUGUUCCAGAGAGCGGAUUGGUUACGCUUCAGUUUCCAUUGUUGCCAAACACUGUGAACUUAUGGAUACAGAUGCAAUUUGUGAAAACUGUGGAACAUAUUUCAGUGAGCACUAAUAACUGGUUUUACAGGAGACCAGUUAUCCAACUUCAAACUCAGAGUCCUGUUCUCAAGGUGGGGCUGCCAUUCCAAGUCUCUAUUGAAAGCUCAGAGUUAUUGAAUGAGACGACGUAUCAGGUGAUAUCACGGGGUCAGGUGAUACUGACAGGCAAAAGCAAUCUGAGCACAAUCCAGCUAACGCCGGAACCUUCCUGGGCUCCGUCAGCAAGCCUCAUCGUCUACUACGUUGCAGAAGAUGGUCAGCUCAUUAGUUCUGAUUUGGAGUUGGAAGUGGAAGGCAUCUUUAGAAAUCAGGUGUCAUUGUCUUGGAGCAAGGAGCAAGUCAAGCCAGCUGAUAAUGUCUCUCUGAGCGUGUCCACCAAUGAAGAGCACUCGUUUGUUGGGAUCUUAGUGGUGGACAAGAGUGUCAAACUGCUCAAGGGAGGGAAUGAUCUCACAGAAGAAAUGGUUAUUCAGGAAUUAAAAAGUGCGAUUAAAGAUGAUACCAAGCAGAUUCAUAGCCUGCAUUCCUUUAACGCAUUUCAGGACAAUGACUUAAUUGUGUUAACAGAUGCAACUAUUCCAUUCAGUGAACCAUUCUACAUAGCCUUCCGUGAAGAUGCUGCUGAGUUUGAAAUCACAAGCCACUCAGUUGAACCAGAAGAUCAGAGAAUCAGAACAUAUUUUCCGGAGACGUGGAUGUGGUUGGAUAUGUUAACUGGUUCAAGUUCAAAUGUUAGCUUCCAGAGAACAGUUCCAGACUCCCUCACCACCUGGAUUGCCAAUGCUUUUGUGAUUUCCGAGAACAAAGGACUUCAGUUGGCCACCAGACCUGCUCAGUUGGAAGUCUUCAAAUCUUUCUUUCUGGAACUAAACCUCCCGUACUCUGUAACCAAAGGCGAACAACUCAUUUUGGAAAUAAAUAUUUUCAACUACCUUCAGCAGGACCUGGAGGUUUGGGUGACAGUUGAACCAAGUGAUUUGUUUGAUUUCAUCAUCGUACCAGAUAAGAAGGAUCUUGACCCCAACAAGCUGAAAGGCUCUGUGUUGAGUCAAGAUUCCCAUGUAUUUUAUUUCCCCAUCAAGAUGAAGGGCCUUGGCAAGAUUCCCAUCACCGUUAAAGCCACAUCUGGAGUUGCAUUCGACGCUGUCACCAAAUACGUUUUAGUAAAGGCUGAAGGAAUACAGCAGUCCUUCUCUCAGGCUCUGUUCAUUGCCCCAGAGGAUGAGGGACAGCUUUGGUCCAAGGAUAUACAGUUCACCUUCCCAGAAAAUGUGGUGGUUGGCAGUGAAAUUGCCCAUGUCACUGUGAUUGGUGAUAUCCUUGGACCUUCCAUCAAUGGAAUCGAGGAUCUUCUUCAGAUGCCUUAUGGAUGUGGUGAACAAAACAUGAUCAGAUUUGCUCCAAAUGUCUACAUUUUACAAUACCUAACAGCCAUAAACCAAGUUAAUAAGGAGAUUAAGGAGAAAGCUUUGUUAUUUUUGAUGCAAGGUUACCAAAGGGAGUUGACAUACCAAAGAUCGGAUGGUUCCUUCAGUGCUUUUGGAAAUUCUGAUUCUUCUGGAAGUACUUGGUUGUCAGCUUUCGUGGUAAAGUGCUUCCUGCAGGCCCAGGAUUUCAUUUACAUUGACAAGAUGGUUCUGGAAGAGACCAUUUCCUGGAUACUCACACACCUGAAUAAGGAUGGUGAAUUCCAGGAGCCUGGACGAGUUAUCCACACAGAGUUACAGGGUGGACAGAGCGGAUCCGUAUCUCUGACUGCCUACAUACUGGCAGCCCUUCUGGAAGAUCAGAGUUCCAUGAGCAAAGUUUUAGGCCAGGUGUCAGGUGCUGUGAGGUAUCUCGAAACCAAGCUGCAAGAUGGAAUUAGCAGCAACUACACCCUCUCUCUUGUGACAUACGCUUUAACCUUGGCCAACAGCACCUACGCAACAGAAGCCCUGAAUGAGUUAAAUCAACGGGCAGAUAAACAAGAUGGUGGAAGGUUCUGGUCAUCUCCUGUGAACACACCAUCCUCCCGAUGGAGUCACCAGCCCCUCUCGUCAGAUAUCGAGGUUGCUGCCUAUGCUCUGUUGUCACACCUGAAGCAGGGCUUGCUCCUGGAUGGCAUUCCCAUUAUGCACUGGCUCAGUGAGCGCAGGAACCAUCUUGGAGGCUUCUCCUCAACUCAGGACACAAUUAUGGCUCUCCAGGCCUUGUCUCAGUUUGCAGCUCAGAUCUUCUCUCCUAUGAUGAAUCUCACGGUGUCGGUCACAGCACCAGGGCUACCCGCGCCUGCAAACUUCACCAUCAACCCCGCCAACGCGAUUGUACUUCAGAGCGUGCAGAUUGGAAUUCAGCAGCCCAUGCUGGUCACUGUAACAGCACAGGGUCAAGGAUUGGCCAUUUUUCAGCUCAACAUUCAGUUCAAUCUGGAGAGUGAAGUCGUAUCAAAGAAACGGCGAUCUGUGGAGAUGGAAAUAUUUGAUUUAGAAGUUGAUGUUGUAGACAAUAUGGAUGACCUGAAUCACCUAUUACUUCAUAUCUGUACCAGGUAUCGAGGUGAGGGAAACAUGUCCAGCACGGGAAUGGUUCUGAUGGAAGUCGGAAUGCUGAGUGGCUUUAUCCCAGAAAUGAACAAGAUCCAGGUCAAGAACCCAAUGAAAAGAGUCGAGUUUGAAGCUGGACAAGUCAUUCUGUAUUUUGACUCGCUUAAUGACACUGAGAUCUGUGUGAGCAUCCCCAUGAUAAGGGACUCCAAAGUUGCAAAUGCCCAGGAUGCCACGGUCAGAGUACUUCAGUAUUAUGAGCCAGCGAAGAUGGUCGUGAGGACGUACAACUCGAAGGUGAUGUCAGACACCGACACGUGCACCUUCUGUGGCAUUGGCUGUAACCUGUGUCGCUCCCAGUUCAACUCUAUAUCCGACCAGUCCACAGCUCCAACUCUGGCCGGAUGUCUGAAUGUCCUCCUGCUCUCUCUCCUCAGUGUUUAUCUCAGCUUGUCUUAAUUACACAGCUAUCAUUGAAUAUAAAUUUCCUCUUGGUGAAAUAAUUAUUGCUUUAAUUGGGAGAGGAGUGCAGAAAGACUGGCAGAGACAUGUUUGACGCUGUCUUGGAAACCACCGGAACUGAGCAAACUGCUUUUUGCAAGCUCUCUGUUCAUGAUUUCUUCAACGUCCUCCUUUUGUCGAUUUGUUCAGUGAAAAGGUAUGCGUUUUUCAUGAAUGUUUCUCCACUUUUAUCCCACCUUUAUACUCUAUUGAACUUAACCUCUCCAGAUUUCACAGUAAGCAAGACUAUCCUGAAUUUACAACUGCUGACUGAGUUAUGGUCCUCCUAAACUCACUGGAACAAACUGUGGAUCUAUCAGCUUGCUGUGUUCGGAAACUGGCGUCUUUCAAAUAUUCACAUAGUGCAUAAAGUUCCCUAACUUUCUCCUCUGGCCUCUUUCCUGCGUUUGCUUUGUGUAUGGGUGUGUGUGUUUGUUUUUCCACAUGCAACUACUGAUUCGCAAAAGAAGUAAAAGAAAAUUUUUAAUCCGCUGAGACCAAAUCAUAAUUAACUUGUGUAUGCGUGUAUGUGCAGCAAAGGGAUCAGGUCUGGCUAAUACUGCUGUAAAAUAAAUCUUGAUGUUAUAACGUAAGUAAAAAUAAAAUCAAGUUUUG
Molecule: messenger RNA, 5275 nt
Organism: Chiloscyllium plagiosum (whitespotted bambooshark)
Lineage: Eukaryota; Metazoa; Chordata; Chondrichthyes; Orectolobiformes; Hemiscylliidae
Source: RefSeq, a predicted model, not a curated record